Messenger RNA from Impatiens glandulifera, 363 nucleotides. RefSeq names its product agamous-like MADS-box protein AGL62. The record is from RefSeq and is a predicted model, not a curated record. The transcript has a single exon. NCBI's taxonomy places the organism in Eukaryota, Viridiplantae, Streptophyta, Magnoliopsida, Ericales, Balsaminaceae. The coding region runs from base 1 to 363 and encodes 120 amino acids. Gene Ontology annotation, molecular function: protein dimerization activity; DNA binding.
AUGUUGGUUAUCGUCUUCUCUCCGGGGAAGAAGGUGUACUCAUUCGGUCACCCAAGUGUUGAGGAAUUGGUUGAUCGAUUCAUGGGUACUCAUGGCUUGUCCUCCGGGCUUUCUCAUGAGACCCAACAACUAGUGGAGGCUCACCGGAUGUCUAACAUAAGGGAUAUGCAUACUCGACUCAUGGAGGUUCAGGAACAAUUGGAGGUGGAGAAAAGGCGUGGGGAGGCGGUGACUCGAGCCUUGCAGCAUGGAAGGGAACAUAGGUGGUGGGAGGGUUCAAUUGAGAAGAUGACAUAUCUUCAACUUGAGCAGCUCAAAGGGUCUCUCGAGAAUGUGAAGGCCAUGGUUGCUCAAAACAUAUAG